AUUAUAAUCGUUUCCCUCAUCUUCAACUUUAAUUAGAACCAAAAGGAGGAGGAGGCAACAUCAAGUGCUUCGCAUAUUCUUAGUAAAGAUGGCGACAGAUUGUGGGUCUACCUGACUUUACAUUUAGGGAAUGUUCUUACAAUCCACAAUUUCCACAAACCCCCAAAAUACCUAUCAUCCAUCCAUGUAGCCAGAUACAAUUUGUAGUUUUCGUUUUCGUUUUCGCCGAUCAAAACACAGAGUGAAAGAGAUGAAAUCGUUGUUUGGGAGUCCAGGGAAACCCAGUGGGCUUGCGUUGAGGCUGUGCCAGUGCUUAUUUGCUGCUGCUUCUCUUGCUGUCAUGUCGUCUGCUUCUGGCUUCUCUACCGCUACUUCCUUCUGCUAUCUAAUUGCAGCAAUGGGAUUACAAGUGGCAUGGAGUUUUGGACUUGCGUGUCUUGAUAUUCAUGCUCUUAGAUUAAACAAAGAUCUCCACAAUCAUAUCUUAUUGAGCUUUCUUCUGGUUGGUGACUGGGUGACAGUGAUUCUAUCACUUGCAGCUGCUAGCUCAUCAGCUGGAGUGAUGAUUCUGUUCAUGAAAGACACUGAUAUCUGCAGAUUACAGCCUUCACUCUCAUGUUAUACGUUCCAAAUCUCCAUAGCUUUGGCUUUCAUUGCAUGGUUUCUUCUUGCCAUUUCUUCAUAUGUUGUGUUAUGGUUGUUGGCCACUGUUUGAUUCCUGUAUAUAUAUAUAUAUAUAAAAAAACGUUCUUGUUUACUGUAAAUUUGAGUUGUUGCACUAUGAGAA
Lactuca virosa is the source of this 787-nucleotide messenger RNA. The record is from the annotation of a GenBank genome assembly. Lineage: Eukaryota; Viridiplantae; Streptophyta; Magnoliopsida; Asterales; Asteraceae.